CCCACCUGUUCCUUCUUCCAUUCAACCACCAUCACAGACUAUUCAGUGACAACCACCUCAAAAAUUUUUACUUAUACAAAGAUAUCAAGCCCUAAGACAUUAUGGGAGACUAUACACCAGAUGUGGCAGGCACGGGGGUGCCAACACUUGCUGGAAAGCAUGUCGAGGCCGCCGAUGUCAAACCCCCAAGCGGGGUUCUAUACCAUCAGCUCCGCAGAGAACCCUUGAACAUCGUUGGUGGAAAAGGCAGUAAUCUCAUCACUGAUACUGGUCUGGAAAUACUAGAUGCAACAUGCGGCGCAGCAGUCUCCUGCCUGGGCCACAGUGACGAACGAGUACACGAAGCGAUCCUGGAACAGCUCAAGAAGAUCCCUUACUGCUAUUCCAUGUACUUCACCAACAGCGCUGCGGAGAGUCUAUCAAAGUUCCUGGUAGACUCCACCGGAGGCAAGAUGUCUCGUGCUUAUAUUGUGAGCUCGGGUACCGAGGCUGUUGAGGCCGCCGUCAAAAUGUCUAUCCAGUAUUUCACAGAGUUACCGGCUCCUCAACCUCAGCGUGUGAAUAUUAUAUCUCGAAAGUCGUCCUACCACGGCAAUACACUUGGGUCUCUUGCUGUUGGACAUCAUACGUCCCGAAGGAGGAUUUAUGAGAGCCUUCUGUCAAAGAAUGUGCACCAUAUUUCACAAUGUUACCCCUACAGAGGGAUGAAGACCAAUGAAAGCGUUGAAGACUACGUUGUGAGAUUGGCUCAAGAGUUGGAAGACGAAUUUCAAAGACUUGGUCCUGAUACAGUCUGCGCUUUCGUGGCAGAGACUAUGACCGGCGCUACACUCGGCUGUGUGCCCCCAUUGCCAGGCUAUCUCAAAGCAAUGAAAGCAGUCUGCGAGAAACAUGGUGCCCUCUUGAUCCUGGACGAGGUUAUGUCCGGCAUGGGCCGCACGGGAACACUCCAUGCCUGGGAACAGGAAGAUGUCGUUCCAGACCUUCAAACUAUCGCCAAGGGUCUAGGUGCAGGGUACGCGCCUAUUGCUGGUCUGCUCAUUAACAAGCAUGUCGUCGACACAUUAAGCAAUGGAACGGGUGCUUUCGUUCACAGCCAGACAUAUCAAGGUCACCCUGUUUCCUGUGCGGCAGCGUAUAGGGUACAGCAAAUCAUUAAAGAGGACAAUCUGUUACCGAAUGUUCGUGCGAUGGGCGAGUAUCUGGGUCAGAUUCUUCAUGAGCGUUUGGAUUGCCAUCCUCGUGUUGGUGAUAUUCGUGGCCGAGGUUUAUUCUGGGCAAUGGAGUUCGUCCAGGAUAAGGCGACGAAGGAGCCGUAUCCGCCAUCCAAGGCGCUUUCUUGGACUUUGCACACCACAGGCCUUAAGCCUGAAUAUUCGAUUUCUCUGAUGCCUGGAAGUGGUGGCAUUGAUGGUGUUAAUGGUGAUCAUAUUAUUCUGGCGCCACCCUAUAACACUACUCGUGCUGAGAUUGACUUGAUGGUGGAUCGGACUGUCCGGGUCAUUAAGGAGGUUCUGGGAGAAUAGGGUUAUUAAAUUUGGCUUCACUGUAUCUGAUUGAAGGCUUGUUAUCGGACACUCGCUAUAUCUUACAUAGGGACUUAAUCAACAGUCCAAUAUAACAUGUUCGUGAACUGAAGAAUCAUGGCUUCCAGUAUACGAAUGUUCGGUCUAAUACUAC
Messenger RNA from Penicillium canescens, 1680 nucleotides. RefSeq lists its product as uncharacterized. Gene Ontology annotation, molecular function: pyridoxal phosphate binding; transaminase activity. Gene Ontology annotation, cellular component: cytosol. The transcript has 4 exons. The coding region runs from base 102 to 1526 and encodes 474 amino acids. NCBI's taxonomy places the organism in Eukaryota, Fungi, Ascomycota, Eurotiomycetes, Eurotiales, Aspergillaceae. The record is from RefSeq and is a predicted model, not a curated record.